AUGGUAUCUCCUAACCAAAAUGACUCCCCUCAGUCCAGGGGUGAAAUUUACUUACCUUUGCUACUGUUUGGUAGCACAGAGCGUCAAAAUGACAUCCAGGCGGAUGUCACCGAAUACCCAGUUUUCACAGUGUACGAUAUCUGCUUUUUCUCCACAGUGGAUAUUGAAGGACACAAUGAGGAAGACAAUGCUACUGAAAGUGAAGAAGAGGAACAGUCUGAACAAAAGAAAAAAGCAUCAAAAAGAAAGAAAAAUGAAACCGAGGAAGAGGAUGAGGAUGAAGAAGAGACAGCUGCAGAACGCAGGAGAAGAUACAGGAGACGACGGAGGAAAGAUGGGAAUGAAGGUAGUGAAUCCGAGGGGGAAGCCCACAAGACCAGGAAGAACAGAGAAAAUCAGAAGAUUAGGGAUGAGUCCAGGGAAGACGACGAUGAAGAGGAUGAGGACAAAAGAAGCAAGGACAAGAAGAAGGAGAAGAAGAAAAAGAAAAAUCAAGAUAAGAAGAGAAAAGGAUCAAGCUCAGAUUCUACUUCUGAAGAGGAAAUGACAGAGGAGGAACUGGCCAAGUUGAAAGAAGCUGUGGAAGAGAAGAAGAAGCUGAUUUCCACUUUGCGAAACAAGCCUUGGAAUAUGAAAAAGAAACUGAAAGUCUUGAAAGAUGCCCAGCGUUUUGUGGAAAAAUUUGAAGGGGCUCUCGGAAAAGGCAAAGGAAAAAAGUUUUAUGCAUAUAAAGUGAUGAUGAUGAAAAAAUGGAUGAAAUUUCAGCGUGAUUUUGAGAAUUUUAGAACAGCCUGUAUACCGUGGGAAAUGAAAAUAAAAGAAAUUGAAAGUCAUUUUGGCUCUUCGGUUGCAUCUUACUUCAUAUUUUUGCGAUGGAUGUAUGGAAUAAAUAUAGUACUAUUCGGGCUGACCUUUGGUCUUGUCAUGGUGCCUGAGGCAUUGAUGGGAAAGGCAUAUGGGUCUUUGCCUAGAAAAACUGUGCCAAGAGCAGAGGAAGCAAGUGCUAUGAACUUUGCCACUUUGUGGGAUUUCAGU
This is a messenger RNA of Thamnophis sirtalis, 1035 nucleotides long. The record is from RefSeq and is a predicted model, not a curated record. Lineage: Eukaryota; Metazoa; Chordata; Lepidosauria; Squamata; Natricidae.